ACGUCAGGCGGGAACGAGCCAGUAGCCAGGGCCAGACGGGGCGGGUUUCCUGGCGCGCGCGGCAGGAGGGUUCCCGGCGGGAGUCGGUGACUGUGGUUAGUGCCUUGGCCCUACGGGAACGGAAGGGAGCGCGGCGGGGACUGGUGAGUGGAGGGCUCCAUGGUUCCCUGCCUUCUUGAGUUCGUAACCUCCUUCGCUAGUCGUGCUGGGCCCGGAAAGAGUCACCCAGCUGUAUUCUCUACCCCCUCCUCUCCGGUAGCGUGCGCCCGCCUCCCUCACGGGUCGCACCGCGCACACGAACAAGUUCAGGGCUCUCCGGUAGCGACCGCACGCAUGGGAACCUGAGAUAAGGGCUAGCUAGCUCGCGCUGACGUUUGCUGCUGGGCGUUGGCCGGUUUGCGUGACGUCAGAUGUGAGCUAGCCAAUAACUAGGGCCCUGGCGGGCGGGGCUACUGGUGCAUUUGGCGGAAGCGCUUACUGCUGGAGGUGGUGGCUGUAGGAGCUGUCUGAGACCUGUGGACACGGAGAGGAGUGCGGUGGACGGCUGAGACGGAGCCGCUGAGAUCAUGUACCAUGGGGGAACCUAUAUUUUGCUCAGGAUUUGAAGCCAUGGCUUUUCAUGGUUUUGAUUGCUCUGUCUGUGAAUUGGCUCACGGAGUGCGUGCACAGAGGUUGCAACAUACGCCUAGAACAGAUGUUGAUCCCUGCGAAGUGUGGUGCAGCCUGCCAGUUGACCAAUUAAGAGACUAUUGCAACGUUAUUAAAAUACGCAUGUUUUGGCCUUUGCUCUUUGGGAAAACUGAGAGUAGUGGCUUGGGAGUUGAUCGGUGUCCACAGAUCUUAGACCAUUAUUGGAAGACACUCUAUGACAUGGAGCUUGGGGAAUACCUUAUUGACUUACUGGAAAAAGUUGUUAAUGUUCCGCUUUUUAUCCGUGGCAUACUGAAAAUAUGCAGCACAAUAGAGAAUGGUGUCUUUAAUGUCGCAGAUGCGCUUGGCUGGGUCACGUAUACAGGUGAUGUCACUAUUCGGCAAAUGCUGGACAGCCGUUCAGAAAUCGAUUAUGAUGUUUGGAUCUAUUUUCAUAUGUUCUUUACUGCAUGCAAACGUUAUAUUACCAAAGUUGCUUUGGAAGAUUGUAAUUUAAUUGAAGAAUUUAAAACUAUGAUCUGUGAAAACUGUAGGAAGAACAGUGAAGCUAUGAAACAGAAAGGAAAUGAGGAAUUUUCCCAACGAAACUUUGAUCGUGCUAUAAUAUCAUAUAAUAAAGCCAUAGAGCUUUGUCCUACAAACCAUCUGCUGUAUGGAAACCGGGCUAUUUGUUUAAUUCGCACAAAGCAAUACAAGAGAGCCCUUUUUGAUGGAAAAAGAGCCAUUCUUUUGAAGCCUGAUUGGCCAAAGGGUCACUACCAUUUUUGUAAGGCUCUGUCGUUACUGGGUGAACACGAAAUGGCCUUGAAAGCUAACGAGAGAGCUCAAGAACUAUGCAAGAAUAUAUUUGAUGGAUUUCAGGAUCUUAUUCAGCAAAAGGAGUAUUUAAAGAAGACAUUAGAAGAAGCCAAUGGUAGUAAACAGCAGAAACAGAGACCAAAUAAGCCACUUCUUGGGAAAAAAGACUGCAGUUCUUCAGAAUCUGAUUUAAUAUCUCAACAACAAAAAGAAAUAGAAAAAGAGAAGAAGAGAAUACAAUCUCAUCCUAAAGAUUGUCAUCAAAAACAUGAUACCAGGGUCACUGACAUCCAAAGAACAAAAAGCAAAGGUUCAUCUCCAGAGCUUCAAACAAGCCAAAGUCGUCAAAACAAAGGAAGGCCAAAAACCAAGCCUGGUGACUCUGAAAAGAUAAGAGAUCAUCUUGAUAUCAAGACGGAGUCUAAGGCUAUCCAGGAUAAACUUGCCUGUACUGUGCAACAGGUGGAUUUAGCUAUGUUGCCAGAAAAGGUUAAGUCCCUCAUUCAUGAUGGUUAUACAGCCCUGCUGGACCAGCGAUGUCACAGUGCUGAACAAGCCUUUUCACAAUUGUUGAGUAGUCUAAAUCCUUCAGAAUUAAAGCAACUGAAUCUUCAUGUUAUUAAUUAUGUUGUACUCAUCUAUGGGCAUGCCACUGCUCUUCUUGGAAUAGGACAACCUGAGGCAUUGUCAAAGGCUGAAGACCAAUACAAGAAAAUACUUGAGCAGUACCAGGAAGAAAGAUUUGGUUGUUUGGCAUACUAUGGAAUUGGAAAAGUAUACCUCAGGCAAAACAGGUUUUCUGAUGCACUUGAUCAGUUUAUGAAAUCGCAAACAAUGGUUAACCACAGGAUUGUACCUGGAGUGUUAACUUGGCCCACGUCAUCUCAGGUCAUUGAAGAGACACGAAUAGAGAAUUUACAGCUGAUUUUAAAGAAUUGUAUUGAGGAGUGCAAGUUCCCUCCAGAACCAGAUGCAGUUUGUCGAUAUCAGCAAUGUCAUGGCUACUCCAAAAUCCAAAUAUAUUUUACAGAUCCAGACUUUAAGGGUUUUAUAUGUAUUAAUUGCUGUCAGCAGUGUAGAGUGGAAUUUCAUAUUGGCUGUUGGAAAAAGUUGAAAACCACAAACUACAGUGACAAAAAUGAUAAGGAUUUUCUUCAAGAAUUGUGUUUCACUCCCGAUUGUACAGGCCUUAUUUCAAAAAUAGUUAUUUUCAGUUCUACUGGCCUGGUAAAGUGUGAAUUUGAAAAAAAAAUCACAAGACCCAAAGAACUGCCAAGGGCUGUUAUUAAGCAGAAAUGUUCCAGUCUUAGAAAACUAAAAAUGAAACAAGAGAGAAAAUUACGAAGAAAGCAUGCACGAGAAGAGGCACGGAAGUCUGCUAAAGAGAAGAGGGAAGAAAACCAAAUGGGAAAGGAAGCAUCUGAAUACAGUGGUCACAGAGGCUGUGUUCACGAUUUAUACACUGGUGAUCAAGUCCUGCAGCAUAUCAGCAGAAAUGCUGAGCAAAUAAAAACAUCUGUGCAUGAUGCUUCCAAACUAUUGAAGGAAUUGCUUUCAUGGUUUGUAAUCAGUGAGGAGGAUUACACGUUGUAUUCCAAAGCUAGUAGUGUGUCACAUGAAGUGAUGGACCAGCUCAUCAAUUACUUAAUUCAGCAAAAAAACAGAGUGAAAACAAGAGGGUUUAUCCACGUGCUGAGUGAGCUGGAAGAAGUGGAUCUCAAAUUACACAAGUGGCUGACACACCUUAACAACUUAGGUCUGACAGCUACAAAGAACUUUAUCCUUCAAUAUGAACCACUUCUAAAAGAGCUCGACUUUUCUGUUUUAACCACACACUGGAAUGAGAAGUAUGGUAGUAAAUUUGACUAUGUGACAACUAGUUCUGAAGUCAAUGAAAUUUGUGAUUAUUUUUUAAAACCACCCUUAGAGAAAACACGUUGUUUUAUAUGGCUGUUAGAAGACAACAGAGAACAUUUUCCUAGUCUUCACCAAGCUUUAGAUGAAUUUUUUGAUAAAAUGGAUGACCCUACGGUUAUAUUAAAGAAGCAGGGAAAUGAAAAUAUAUUGACUGAUGGUAUUAAAGUUAAAAACAAAAUCAGGAAGAAGAAUACAAAAGACUCAAAGUCUGUUUUAGUAUUAUCCAGUGGAGUUAGUACAGCAGCACGAGAAGAUGAUGAGAUAUUUAUAGAUGAACAUUUUUUAGAUUUUACAGAUCCUUAUGAACCAUUUGCAAUCCCAGAACAUCUUCGUAGGCAGAGAGAAGAAUUUGAAGCUAUUAGGGGAUAUUCAAAUAGUAACAGUUAUAAUCAAAGGAUGUUGGAUCAAACUCGUGAGGUCUUAUAUGAAUACUUCUUUGAACUCUUGAAACACCAUGGCCCUAUGGGAAUUAAUGAGAAAUUGCUAGUUGAGGAAUAUGAACGUUUCCCUGAAGAAGUUCGAAAGAUCGCAGAAGAUGAAGGGGGUCUGAAAUCCUUUCUUCUUAAAUCCUUUCGUUUCGUUAUGGUGGAUGAUCUUAUUGGCUUAAGAAACCAUGCAGGUCUUAAUAAAGAAAAUACAAACAGAACUGAGGUUGGAGAUAAGGAAGAAGAAAGUUCUGAAGAUUGUAAUAUGCAAGAAAAUUCUUCCCAGAACAAGCUACAGUUAAAUCCAGAUGCUAAGGAAUUCAUACCACAGUCUUAUCCUGAGAAUCCCUGCACAUCAACAUCUACUGAUUUAACAGUAGCAUGUUAUAAGCCUCCACAAUGUUUUCCCUGGUCUUUUCAUGCUCCACGUGAAUCUUUGCAUAAUCAGAGUAUUGAUGCCAUAGAAAAUGAGUCCUCCUAUUCUGACAGUUUACAGAACUGUUUUGGUUCUAAAAAUCCCUCUAUAUUUUUGCCUGUGACUUCUUGGGGUUAUCCAUAUACGAGGAUAUUGCCAGUGCGUGUUUCAAUGCCUGCUCUGUCAGGUGUUGCUAAGCAACCUACUUAUAUUUAUGCUGAGGGCGUAGCUUGUCAGGGUAACGAUGAAUCGUCAAUUUCAGACAGAAAGCACCUUCUCAGCAAUUUUAGACCAACUGAAAUACAAACAUCUGAAGACCCUCAGUGCUGGCCAGAGAACUCCAAUAAUACAACUUAUGAAGACAGUUUUGCUGUUACAAGUAGUACAAAUGAAGACAAAUGUGAUAUACAGGUUAUUAAGAAGGAAAAAAAAAGCAGAAGUAUCCCUCUAAUGAAAAGCAAUCCUCAUACAAGGAUGACAGCUGUUCAGGUAAAUCUUGAGGUAGCUGACAAGGAAACAAAUACUUUACCUUUCCAUCCAUUUGAAACACAGCAAGGAGAUAUUCUACGUAUGGAAAAAGAGCAUGGGGUAUUAAAAGAACAACUUAAAGAAGCACAGGACAAACAUGAACAGUUACAAAGUGGAAGCUCUGGGGAAGUCAGUGCUUUGAAAGAGCAACUCAAGAAGAGCGUUGAGAAGACUGAGGUAUCAAAGAAUGAACUGGAUUGGUUUAAUCAAGACUUAGAAAUACAGGUGAAAAAAUGGCAACAGGAGAAAAAAGAAAAUAAGGACAACUUAAAAGCACUGAGGAAUGCAGUUAAGAAGCAUACAGAUACCAAUGAGAGGUAUUCAAAGAUCAUCGAGGAGAAGGAAAAGCAGUACAAGGUAUCUUUAAAUACAUAUCUCGAAACCAGUAAUAAAUUUGCUAGUGAGAAACUAAAAUUGGAAGAGCUUAUAAAAAAGAGUCAAGAUGACUACGAGGAUUGUACGGAGAGAGCUGUUAAAGCAGAGAUAUCAGUACUCAAAAACUGGAAGGAAACUGAGGUACACAAGCUGAAUAGAAUGUCUGCUAAUGCAGAAGCAAAUCUCAAGAUUCUGAAGUUGUGCAGUGGCAACUCGGCUUCAACUGCACAUAAGCUGAAGUCACAGAUUGAUUCCUGGGAAACAUUUGUUUCAAAUGUGAAGAAACAACUGGAAAAAGUAGAGACCGAAUAUGAAGAAAGAAUUCAGAUGGUGAAAAAUGGUGUCCAGAACUGCCUCACCAAAGUGGAAACUGUGGAUCUUCCUUCUCCUCCCAGUGUCUUAGCAAAGCAUGGCAGGCCUCCAGUCAGUGAUCCAGCCAUUGUCAUGUGUUCCUCUACCUCUGCACAUCCUAAUUUACUUCCUGCAUUUUCAAGCUCUGAUGCUCAAGGUCCAACAUGUGCUUCAUUUAAUAUACAGGCCAGAGUCAAGCCUUCCUCUGCAGGUGCUGGAUCACAGAAAACACAAACCAAACCUCCUGCAGGUCCUGGAUCACAGAAAACACAAACCAAACCUCCGGAAGAGAUCUCAGCAGCUUCCCAGCUAGAGAGUUCUGCAAGUAACACUCAGAAUGUCCAGCCAAACCAGAACCAUCAAGCUGUACAACUGAGGGCUUCUGGACUUCCAAAGAACAAAACAAUUCCAAAAGCAUAUGAAAAUAUUAUUGCCCAUCUACAGAGUACAUUCCUGAACCACAGCAGUUCAGACUUUAUUAGCUUCAUAGAAGAUGUACAAAGAAGCAAUGGGAAUACGUUGUCAGGUUUGAGCUUCAGUGAAAUUCUAACCAGAGUGGCAGAACUCAUUCUGGACCAGCAAAGUAAGGCACCAACUUCAGCAGGAAGACCUUUAAGGUCAACAUCCUCUACUGCAUCAGCCUGGAGUCAGCAAGUACCUGCAGUGGAAAAUGCACCCAACCCACCCAAAGCAAGAAACACCUCAAGUAAAAUUCUCUCUCAGCCACGUCUCCAGCCCUGGGGAAAUGUUGGAACAACACCUAAAUCCAAAUGGAAAAAAGCAGACUAUAAUGGUUCCAGUGAGGAUCCUUGCACAAUAUGUCAUGAUGAGCUAGGCGAAGACUUGUGUGAACUAGAAUGUGGGCAUCAUUUCCACGGAGAAUGCAUUAGAAAGUGGCUUAAGCAACAAUCCAGUACCUGCCCUAUCUGCCGCAUCCACGUUCUGCUACCUGAAGACUUUCCUGAGUUUUCUGCACGGAAGAGAUAUGCUUAACCCUUGUUUUAUUUGAACAUGUUAUAGCAAGAUGCAAAGUGACUGCAGAAUAACCACCCUGGUAAGGAAUAAGUACCUAAAGUGACAGAACCACGAUUUUUAUUGGAUUCAUUAGUGGAACUCAGACUGAUUUGGUAUUUAACACUUCACAUUAAGAUGCAAGAGGCUGGUACUGCCAUGGCACCUGCAGAACCAAGUCAGUGUGCUCCAAGAUCCAAGGCUUUUUGGCUAAGGGCUAUGGAAACCAUUGAAUCUGCUUUCCAUAAAGGAUGGUGUGCAGUUACUGUAAAGAGGGGUCUUUUCUUCAUGGCUUAGACUGCACUGCAAAUAAAUUCUUUUAUCAAACACAUAGGUGACCUGAUUGGCAGACUGCUGGAGUUCAACACAGCCAAGACAUUACCUUCCUCUGGCAUAAACCCUAACAAUUUAAAUGCAGGCUUCGAACAGGCUCAUGAUAGUUAUGAAUGCCUUCCCUAGAAUUGCAGCUCCCUUAUCUGCAUCAAUUCCUAGCUAAUAAUUCAAAUAUGACUUCAACAUUCUACUAAAACUUACAAUUUUUAAAUACUUACAUGCUUGCUUUCUUUUUUGUACAUUGAGUGGUUUAAUUCUUUAAUCUCAAAAAUAUGAUUUCAAUUUGUCACUGCCAAAGAGCUGAUUUGCUUAAAUCAUAAUGACAGGAUUUUGAUUUUGGAUGAAGCAACACUGCAUCUGUAUUCUGUGCAUGAAUGUUCACCAACAGUGAGGUACAGAAUACAAACAUCUGAACAGUUACCCUACUGCUUUAAAAGUCUGAGCUUGACAGAGUACCUUUGUCACUGUAAAAUUUGUCUCAAACAGCCAGAAAGCCACGACUAGAGGGCGUACAGGGCAGGGUGUUGCUUGGAUACAAGCAGUGGUAAAUGGAUUAUAUGAGGUGAAGUUCAAUAAUUCUAGGAAUCCUUUGUCCCCUAAAGGCAGUAUGUAACCUCCUGAUGAAGUUGUGAAGUGUUCUGUGAUUAAUCUGUAUGUUAAUUGGCACUUGCAUAAAAAAUAAAGUUAUUACUGCAGCUGC
This is a messenger RNA of Pogoniulus pusillus (Red-fronted tinkerbird), 7504 nucleotides long. It is a transcript of the gene TTC3, whose product is annotated as tetratricopeptide repeat domain 3. Bases 574 to 6453 code for a protein of 1959 amino acids. Lineage: Eukaryota; Metazoa; Chordata; Aves; Piciformes; Lybiidae. The transcript has 46 exons. Gene Ontology annotation, molecular function: protein binding. The record is from RefSeq and is a predicted model, not a curated record.